AUGACAAUCCUGAUCUCGGGAGCUGUGGGAUCAGAUAAAGUUUCUGUCUCUGCUGCAGGCAUCAGACAGCUGUUUGGGAACAUGCAGGUUCUGAACAUGGUGCUGGGGGACAGGGUGUACUGGUACCUGAAGGGGAUGGCCAAUGAGGUGGACAUCCACACGGCCUACUUCCAUGGAUGCAGCAUUGACCAUAAGCUUAGUGGAAGGUCCUACCGGACAGUCAUGUUUCACCUAUCCUCAGCCACCUUCCAGACGGUGAAGAUGAAGCCUCAGUACCCCGGCUCCUGGUUGCUGCACUGCCACGUCACAGACCACAUCAUGGCUGGUAUGGAGACCAUCUACACCACCAUUGAGAAAGGUGAGGAGUGUGUGUGAGUUCACUAUGUGAAGAGCGGUGUUACCUUAGCGUGUGUGUGUGUGUGUUUAUUUAAUCAUUUUGCUGUUACUCCUACUUGUGAAUGCUCAUACAACUAACCCCUCUGUGUGUUUUUGUGUCUUCAGUAUAAAGUUUAUUUU
Molecule: messenger RNA, 516 nt
Organism: Oncorhynchus mykiss (rainbow trout)
Lineage: Eukaryota; Metazoa; Chordata; Actinopteri; Salmoniformes; Salmonidae
Source: RefSeq, a predicted model, not a curated record